Trichosporon asahii var. asahii CBS 2479 is the source of this 2799-nucleotide messenger RNA. RefSeq lists its product as uncharacterized. The coding region runs from base 1 to 2799 and encodes 932 amino acids. The record is from RefSeq and is a predicted model, not a curated record. The transcript has 10 exons. Lineage: Eukaryota; Fungi; Basidiomycota; Tremellomycetes; Trichosporonales; Trichosporonaceae.
AUGCCGCCUUCCUCCGACCCCUUCGACGACUAUGACGACCUCGAUUUCGACCCCGCGACGCUCAAGGAGAUUGAGGCGCUCGAGAAACGCGCAAGCUCGGUGUCGGCUACCCAAUCCAAGAAAUACCACCACACGGUAGCGAAACCGGCCAAGCCGCGACCCGCACCAGCUACUAAGCCUGCACCCCGACCGAUUAACACGAACCCGCGAGUAUCAGGAUGCGGCAUGGGUUGGGAGCCGGGAGGCAAGCAUGCCACAAAGUAUGCUCCCCCGCCGCUCGUCAGUCAACGCAUAGAGGAGGAGUCUUUACCGGUCGACGUUGUCGUGGACGAGCAUGGGCGCUACUCCGCAGCGUCGCAGGGUGAGGUCAUCGACCAAAGGACCCGUCCGGAGAUUCGCCAAAUGGUCGAGAACGCCGCCCGCUCAGCAGCCCCGCCGCCGUUACCAGGUUCUCAAGCACGAAGAGAAGCGAUCUUCAGUGCCAUGGCUGAGGCUGGCCCCGGACCGACGACCGCCAACUCGAGGCAGUUCCAGCGAUCUAACAGUUCGUCUGCCGUACCAUCAGCAACGGCUAAAGUCGGUAGCAGCCGUACCUUGUCUCGCUCCGUCUCUACCGGCUCGAAUGUGUUCAACCGUCCGCCGCCCUCGAAGACCGCACUGCAGCCAGCCCUUCCGCCGAUAACCGCCUCACAAAGCAGCUCGCAGGGUGCUGCUGCACGGAGAGUGGCCGGCGAACUCGAAGACGAACGACGGAAGCGCGAAGCGAGCGACGCAGAGGUGCGCGCCCUGAGAGCGCAGAUCGCGCAGCUCCAGACCACCACGAACAACACUGUGUGGGCAGACGGACCCGCCAUCGACACUCCGGAGAUCGCUGCGCUAAAGCAGCAGCUAUGGACCGCGCAGGGCCAGGCAGCGACGGCGAAGAGAAAUCAAGAGACGAAUCAGCAGCUCGAGGCGCAAAUGCGCACACGCGAGCUGGAGGCUAAGCAAAAGCUGGAGAGCAUGCGGACACAAGCUGUCUUCAGUAACCACAAUGCCAUGGCGUCAGCAUCGAAGGCGAGGCACCAGUCGCAGUGGUCGUCAUCGCAGCGUCCCGGUGCUCCGACACCACUGCGCGCCUCUCCUCUGAAGGAGAAGACUAUGCGGACCCCCGCUCCCUUGACGCGUUCCGUGACGAAGGCCAAGGCGACCUCUAGGAAGAGGCAGCGAACGGAGGCGCCUCUGAGUCCGAGCUCGACGCCGAGGAAGGCUCACCAGUACUCGUCGCCCGUCGUGUCGCCGGUUCGAAGCCAAGGAGGGCACGUCGCUUCCGACGGCGAUGUCAGCAUGGACUGGCAACCAGACUUUGGAGGUUUCGAUGCCAGAGCGAACGUAGGCAGUACCGCAGUGAUUCUGGCCGAUCGAGAUACCAGAACGGAGCUACAGCACCACCUGCUGAGCCACAGCGCUUUCACGCCGAUAGCAACAUACAUCAAGGAUUCUCAGCCGUCCAUAUUUCGUCUCAUGACGAGCGAGCCGCUGCAAGAAGAGCUCGUCCCCGAGUGGCAGAAGCUAUGUAAUGGGCUCUUAGCGCUGAUCCACAAUACGACGCUGCCGUACGACGACGGCUUUUGCGAGCGUCUUUUGGGAACGUUAGUGCGCCUCGUCGAAAUUGCGGUGCACGCUACUUUCGUAGAGCAGCUCGAGGAAAUGCGGCACAUCGAAUUUUUCCUGACGACGGCGAAGGUGGAGACUGUGGACGGGUGGUGGAGCGCUGCCCUUGCUCGCCUCGGCGGGGACGCCAGAUCUUCCUGGGAGGAGGAGGUAGCCGACACUGUCGCCGAGCUGGGCGAGGCGCUGAGCUCGAACUGCCUAUCCGAGCUGAUUCUCAACCUCGCUCAGUCUGAGCGGCCAUUCGUUGUUGGCCGCGCGCUCGACCUGUUCACUGUGGCGGCAAUCCGUAAGCUGCCUGCCGUUCACAUGGAGCUAACACUUGCAGGUGACGAGUUCUUCCGUGCACUCCUCUUCCCUCGAGAGGGAUUCCAGGGCGGAGCGCCGGUUAUAGAUCGCGUCGCGCGGUUCCUCGUCUCGCCGCCACCGAGCAUGAGCAAGGACCAGAUCCACCGACACACCGUUGCGGUGCUGUCCGGCCUCUUCAUCCUCGCGCGACACAAUGCGGACGCAGUAGUUCUACUCGCCGAGCAGAGCGUACUAGUUACCUCGCUCCUGAUGUUGCUAUGCCGCGAGUCCGUCUCGAUCUGGGGCAUCCGCUCCGACCCCGUUGCACACGAUUCUCCCCACACUUCAACUCCUGCAUCAUCUAGUGUACCCCGCGCCUCUUCCGCGGCCAUCUUCGAGCCUCGCAACACCAACAAAGGAAGACGACGAGAUCACGCCACAGGGCGUAGACCUUGCGCGCAAACUGCAAGAACCGAGCGAGUGGACCGGCCUCAGCCACAUGUUCGUCUCAACGCUGGGCGGGAUAGCCUACGCCGAAGUCGACAUCGACGACGGCGCGUGGGCGUACGCCUCCCUCGUGCCGAAACAAGAACGCAGGCGGAAGAUGGACCUGAACGAUCUCAGGCUGAUGCAGUGUUAGGGACCGGUGAUCGACGAAAGCUAGAUUGUAGCCAGCAGCAAGCUGACACCCCAGUCCUCGCCCAGGAUCUGCUCGAGCGCGUUGUCGAGGGACCAGAGGGAGAUACAGUAUACGAAGUGUUUGCGGAGCAGGAGACGCAGCCGUCCCCCGAGCCCGAGGAGGAGGAGUAUGACGAGGAAGAACGGGUCAUGGACGCGUGGCCGGGAAUGGACGAGGAUUAG